This is a messenger RNA of Vanessa tameamea, 2251 nucleotides long. RefSeq names its product UDP-glucosyltransferase 2-like (gene UGT44A1). Bases 16 to 1779 code for a protein of 587 amino acids. The record is from RefSeq and is a predicted model, not a curated record. Gene Ontology annotation, molecular function: UDP-glycosyltransferase activity. The transcript has 4 exons. Lineage: Eukaryota; Metazoa; Arthropoda; Insecta; Lepidoptera; Nymphalidae.
AUCAAAACAUUUUCUAUGGAAAUCGGGGUCACGUUCAAUGACUCCGCGCAGUCACCGAAUAUUUUCGACUCUUACGACACUACCGCAGCGUCAGCGGAACGAUUACCUCAUACCAUCUACCUAUUAUUAGGUAGAUACGCAAGCUUCCAUUUACGCCCUAGUACUCACGGAACCGCGCCGCAAAACGAACGUACGUCGAAAAUGAAUAAAUACAUAUUCGUCGUUUUCUUCGUUGUUCAAAUAAUUGCGGCGCAAAGCUACAAGAUACUCGGUGUAUUCCCCUCUCUGGACCGCAACAAUUAUGUCACAUACCGAGGUUUGUUCCGAGAGCUAGCGAACCGAAACCACGAUGUGACUCUUAUUAGCCACUUUCAAUUGCCAGACGCGCCCGCUACUUAUCGAGAUAUAUUACUCAGUGACAAACAAGUGUACAAAGGACUGUCGUUCGAAUCAGUUAUAGUGAAUGAAGUUUCGCGAGUACCGUUUGAAACAUUAGUGUAUACUAAAGCCGGCAACGAUGACUGCAAGACUCUAAUGAAUAAUAAUCAGGUGCUACACAUGAUAAGAACUCGACCUCGAUUCGAUGUGAUAAUCGUGGAAUCUUAUAAUAGUGAUUGUGGACUCGCAUUGGCGGCAAAUUUGAGUGUUCCGUAUAUUGCUUUUAACCCUCAGCCGCUACAUCCGUGGCAUUACAAUAGAUUAGGAAUCAAUUUUAACUCGGCAUACGUUCAGCAAUCCUUGUUACCAUACGGAAGAAAGCCAUGGUUCUUUGAUCGUGUUAAGAGUUUUGUGUUGUAUCAUAUUACUAAUUGGGUAUAUUACAUAGGGUCGCAAGUGACGGAUCACGUGUACCUGUAUAAAUAUUUAGGAGAUAAUGUGCCCACGUUGGAAAACAUCGCAUCGAAUGCCAGUUUGGUGUUUGUAAACACACACAAAUCAGUUUUCGGAGGCGUUGUCCGGCCAGAUAAUGUUGUGGACAUUGGUGGAAUACAUAUUAGACCGCCGAAGAUUAUUCCGACGGAAAUCGAACGAUUUAUUAACGAAGCAGAACAUGGGGUUAUUUACGUAAACUUGGGCACGUCGGUCAAGGACUCGACGCUUCCAAUGGAAAAACUAAACGAACUAGUAUCAACGUUCAGAAAAUUGCCAUUUCGAGUCCUGUUCAAAUGGGACGGAGCAAACCUGGAAAACCUGCCAAGAAACGUUAUGAGCAUGAGAUGGUUCCCGCAAUACGAUAUCUUAAAGCACGAAAACGUAAAGGCAUUUAUAUCUCAUGCGGGAAUACUCAGCACUAUUGAAGCUUUGGAUGCCGGUGUACCAGUCAUAGCAAUUCCUUUAUUCGGCGACCAGUUCGGCAACGCUGCGACCCUGGUAGACGCUGGUGUUGCUACUACCGUGAAUUAUGAGAACUUGCGAAAAGAUUUGCUGUUAGACGCUAUUAAUGAUGUUUUAGAUCCAAGUUGGCAACAACGUGCUAAACUUGUUUCUCGGAUGUGGCAUGAUCGUCCCAUGACACCGUUAGAAAGCGCCAUCUACUGGAUAGAAUACGUAGCUCGAUACAAUGGAACGCCAAACUUAAUAGUGGCAUCUGCUGAUGUCCCGUGGUACCAACAAUUACAGCUAGAUGUUUUGGCUUUUGUAGGACUCAUAUUCUAUAUAUUAUUGUAUGUUGCUUAUAAAAUUAUAAGCGCGUGCUGCUGUUGCUGCUGUCCAAGCGAACCUUCAGUAGAAACAACGACAACUGGAGAGCGAAGGACAAAAAGAGUCAAGUUUGAAUAAAGUAAAACUUAAUAUUAAGUAAUAAUUUAAAAAAAAACACGCAUUUUUAUGAGAAGAAAAGUAUUCUAAUGACUUGUAUACUAUAUUCCAAUCACAGAAGAAGUAAAGAUAAAUGAAACUAAGAACAGCUACAUUAUGCACUACAAACAUAUAUUGAAUAAUAUAUCCUUAUAUUGUACACUAUUCCACAAUAUAUUUGUACACUUCCAUAUAACUUAGUUACAGCUUUAACGACUUAAAAAAGCAUUUUUACAAAACCAUAACUGCCAUAGACUACCUACCAUAGACGAUUUAAGAUCUCGACCAAUAAUGUAAUGUCAAUUCAAGGUCAAAUUUGUUUAUUUAUCUUUAUUCCUACAAUUGGAAUUGGUCAGUAUAAAUGACUGUGACACAAGUCAAUAGAAAACGAAAGAUAAGCAUAGAUACUUAAUGUUGCAUGAAAUUAUUUGACUGGUUAUGUUUUUAAUUAUAC